AGUAUCGACCGUUCCGGGACGAGGAAGCGGAGUGCGCACUCUGCAGAGUUUCCAGUCUGCCGAAGAGAUGGGAAGAGCGAGGCCGCGAGGGGGAGACGACGCUAGCGGAGUUCAUGCUUGGCACCUGCGGUAGUGUUUCGACGACGACGAACAAGAAGAAGAAUUAGCGGGGAAGACGCGGACUGAAACGAGAGACCGAGCUGCUGCUGGCCUCCCUGAGUCUGACUUGAAGCAGAGGUGAUCGGUGGUGCUGGCGGUGGUUGCGGGAAGUGCGAGAAAUCCAGAAGCCCGAUUGCCGACGGUGCGCGCGGUGGGAUUUCUGCCGCUUCAGCGGCCGCCGCUAGCUUCCAGAGCAUCAGAGUUCAGGUUCGGUCAGUGAUGAUUGAGCAAGAGGAGGGGAGGAGAGACAGACGCCAGUUGGCAUGUUGGGCAGCUGUGGGGUGGUCCUGUGGGAGUUUAGAUCAGAAGAAUUCUUUUUGUCGUGCUGGGCGGGAAAAAUUGCCAGGCCCGGAAGAUUGCCAAGGACGCAGGAAGAGGAGAAGGAGGAAGAUCCAGUAACGCACGUCAAUUGGGGAGCAAUGUGACGGCAGGGUAUAGCGUGGUGACGAGGAUCAGAACCGAGGGAAGAACGCGCACAUUUGAGUAGAAUUGCACUCGGAUUUUGAGCUCAGAGAGUAAAUGCCAUUUCCGUUGGAGAAUCAUUGGUUCGUUUGGUAAUGAAAAAAUAAGGCGUUUUAGGCAGUCGGAAUCGUUACGAAUUACGAGUCUCUGGUGCACGGAAGCAAUAUUUUUAUGCCUGCUUGCCUGCCCAAAUUUUCUGGUAAACAUUCUGUGCUUGGCAAUUCGUACAGCGCUGCCGUAUGAGAAAAUUCGCUCGGGGAAGGGGAAUACAGCGCAUUAGGAGUCAGGUAGUUAAUUUAGUAGUGGAUGAUCUUUAUUCUUCAGUGUAAAUCAGUAGGAUUUAGCGAGACGUUUGAAUGCAGCAGCCCCUGAAGUUGGCAGCCGGAAUUCUCAGGAGAAUUCGUCUCUUUGUGAUGGGCUCAACGUGGCGGAGGUCUCAUGACCACCUUACUUUCCCUCCUUUGCUGAGGAAUGAACAUAAAGACAGGGUUCGAAAUCGAAAGCUACCUCUGGUGGAUGAAAGAGGACGUUUGAAUGUGGAGACACGGGGUGCGCCAAAGACCUCACUAUACUGGGGAGACCUAUUCCACACCCUUGUCAAUAUGCCGAAUGCUAGGUUCAUGUGUGUUCUUGCGUGUACAUAUACAUUACUGUUUGGAGGAUUUGCUGUACCAUUUUACUACGAUGCUUACAACAACUCGUGCAUCCCGGGUGUUCUUACUUUCAGCCAUGCCCUAUGGUUCAGUGUUCAGACAUCAAUGACUAUUGGUUAUGGCGGAGAUUUGACGCCUGAUCCGCGCUGUACGAUGACAAAUGUCGUGGUCGUUAUCCAGUCUCUAGUCAGUCUGUUGGUCGCUUACUCCUUGUUGGGAGUCUUCUACGUCAGGUUUGCUCGGCCAGCUCGUCGCGCACAGACUUUGAUCUUCAGUAAGAAGAUGGUCAUGUACGAGGAAGAUGGGGUCCCUGUCUUGGCUUUUCGGAUGGCAAAUGUGAGAAAGCAUCAGAUCAUAGAGGCCAACGUGCGACUCUUGAUUGGACUUAAUAACCAUUUGACCUCCGAAGACGAGAGUGUAUUCCACUUCACCUCUCUUCCGGUUGUCGGUGGAAGUCAAGUUUUUCUGGGUUUACCAUCCACUGUGAAGCAUGCAAUCACGCCUUCGAGUCCCCUCUAUGAGCUAUCUAUUCAGGAUAUGGAGGAUGCUGAUGUUGAAAUACUGGUUUUGCUGGAGGGUGUGGAUGCUUCUACUUCGAGUAAACUUCAAGCGCGACGUUCUUAUCGGCCCUCUGAUAUCUGCACCGAGCACCGUUUUGAGACAAUAGUGGCGCGCACACAGAGUGGUCGACGAUGUGUGGACUUCACAAAGUUUGACUCAGUGUUGCCAGUCUCAGUCAGUGUUCCCACAAGACCUAUGGCAAGUUUCCCUUCAUCUCCAGCUGUGUCUGCUAUGCGUUUACCCGGACUGUCAAAUUUGCACCGAGCGCCGGACAUCAGACAAAAUCUUUUGGAAAGUGGGGGCAACAGUUUGGAGGCGCGUCAUUCCAGCACGACUUCAAGUACGGAUAGCUUAGGAGCAUACAAUGCAGAGGGCCAAGAUACAUUGACUGGAUUAAGAGUGGGCACACCACAAAAGCACACGGUUCAGUGGAGUCGCAAGGCUAUGGUGAGGAGCAUGCCGGAUUUGCUUGACAGUGAAAUUCUUACUGCGUACGACGACGAGGAGCCUCAGUUUAAGGGACAGCAAGAACUUGAACAAAGGGCUCUAAUUGCAGAAGCUAGGGCACAUCAGUGGAAACAAAUGGUGAUUGAAUUGGCAUCUGGCAUACAGGAUACGCUGCAGCAACCCACAACAGCAGCUUUUGCUGAUGCUGGACCUCUAAUUGCCACUGCUCAACUUGCGUUAUCGAGAGUCAUGAACCCCAAGUAACCAGAGAGUCAUAUCGGUGAGACGGUAUUGGCUGUUCAGGGAAGCUUUAUCAUCAUACCGGCGUUUUUUUGAGAGGUCCUUCGUGAAGCUUGGAGACAGUCUUUGUCUCAGCGUUACAUUCUUUCCAAUUUUUAUCCCCACCCUGCGUCUCUUGGGCUUCUGGAGCGGUAGUGAGCUGGUAUUGGCUUGAUUUGUCACAACUCAACCUAGAAAGAGUGUGACGUUCAAUUUUAUGACAGCCUUUUCUUCUCUUUCCUACAUUUCAGAUCCCACGGCUUUCAGUAGUCAAGUUGUUACAAAGUUAGGAGGUCAGAUAUUGAGCCUGCGAAGGUUCUUAAGUUUUGAAUCCGUGUUCAGACAUGUAGAGGCCGAUUGGUAUAGAAAGAGUCGAGACCGGUGGGGGUUAGUGGAUCAUAUCUUUCGCGGUGGAAUGGCGCUUUGUCGAUCUGCAACGAAAUCCAUAAGUUUAGAACAGUUAAAAGUAGGCGAAGAUUGAGAUUAUUCCUAUACAAAUAGAGGUCAUCAAUUCUAGGUGUGUUGCUUUUGCUCAGAUUGUGUGUUGGGCUGAAUCAUGGGCCUACUCAGAUGCAUAAUGAGGUUCGAUGAGUCCUCUUCGGUGGCAGGAGUAAAUUUUUCUGCGACCCACUAAAUCUGCUGGAUGGGUCGAAGUGGCGCACAUUAGGGCAAGUUUUAUUCAAGGCCCAGAAAUUCAUGUGACUUUAGGGCUUGAUGAGAGUUUUACUGAUGAGAGUUAUUCGUCCGGGCUGUUAUUCGGAGAGCUUCCACAUGUCAGUAAGAUAAAUUAGGUGAGCCCGAGUAUUGCUCAAAAAUCUCGCGAAGUCUUCUAGGAACGGUGGACAUGUAUUUUACCUAUUACCUUCUUGUGAAUUCUGUACUCCUUAUUUCCACCAAUCAGUUCCAUGCCUACAAUGAUAAGAGGCUGCAAUGGGCAGAUAUGCACCGAUAGAAUCUAGGUUUGUUUAGAAAUACACUGAUAUCGGGUGUCAUGAAGGUCCAAAUUUGAUGAGCAAAUGACACUGCUGCAUUUGUCUGUAGACGAUGUGCAGUGGCAAGCUUUCACGUUUACAGACGUGUGUGGACUAGCUAGUUUAGUCUACAACAAAGCGAAGAAAAGUUCUGAGAACAAUACUUUGUUUUUGGAGAGUUAGAGGAGGUUACUGAGACCGUUUAGAUUGUGCACGGUGAAGGCAACCUAUGCAAGGUGCCAUGGAUUUCAUUCCAUGUAAUGUACCUCUUCUGACACGUCAAAACAUGCAAACAAGUAUACAUAGUUUUGGUAAGUACUCG
Marchantia polymorpha subsp. ruderalis is the source of this 3854-nucleotide messenger RNA. The record is from the annotation of a GenBank genome assembly. Lineage: Eukaryota; Viridiplantae; Streptophyta; Marchantiopsida; Marchantiales; Marchantiaceae.